GAUGGAAUGACAUAAUGUGGAGUUGACGGUAAACACUGAGCAGACAGACCGGGCUGCUGUGAGCAAGAUUCUUAUUAUUUUCAUCUGACAAGAUAUCGAGAGAUCUGACUGAAAAACACGAUGUUGGGAAACAGCAGACAGGAUCAAAAGAUUAGGUGUGUGAGGCCAUUUGGAGAUGAUGCAACUUAAUGGAGGCACACGAGGCCCUUGGGGCAAAAACUGCAACAUGUGUUUGGGCAGGUAAGUGCUGCAAUUUCAUGACACAUUGGAACAAGCAGAUUGGGUGUUCUUCCCUGUGACACUCAGCAACAACAAAACCCUUUGACCUACACCUGGAAAGUCAACCAAAUCCCUCAAACCCUCCCUGCUGCUUGUUUGGAAAGGCAGAAGGAGCGUGUUCACUCCAAAGUGACACAUCUGUACAGCGUUUUGUCGUGUGAGGCCAGGACACGCGUGGCUCUGACCUCUACGUCUGACUCAUAAUUAAACGGAGAGGUGAAGGAAGAUCCGCCCCGCCGGCCGCCGGCUGGGAGGGUGAGAGCGGGACAGCCAGAGCUGGAGAGUCACAGUGCGCAGAGGACGCCCAGAAGUUCAGGACAAAGUUUUCUGUGGAUACUUGGAGGAUAACACUUCAUAAACGAUACGAUACCUACGUCUGACUUGUACAUCGCAGAGACUCCGUUUUGUUUGGCACCAGUGCGUCUUUACGCAGGAGAGAAAACCAUCGUCCAGAUACUGCAGGUCUCUCCACAUCGUCGGGAUGUUCAGAUGAGUCCAAACGCUCCAAAAGGCUGAGAUGCCAGCCGUGUUCCUGCCAGGUUGAGCAGCUCUGCCUCCCCCUGCUGUGUCCAGUGCUGUGGCGCCCUCUGCUGUGUGACCGACGAAGGUCAGUGAGGCGCAGGCACCAUGGGGAACAUGAUCGAGGAGGGGAUGAACACCGUCAUCGUCAGCCACUACAACCACUCGGGCAAGUGGGACCGGCCUCGCACCGGCGGGGCCUGCAAGAUGGUGGUGCUGCUCCUCAUCUGCGUCCUGAUCGUCCUGGAGAACGUCACGGUUCUGCUCGCUCUCUGGAGGAACAAGCGCUUCCACAGUCGCAUGUACUUCCUCAUUGGAAACCUGGCCCUGUCAGACCUGCUGGCCGGCGUGGCCUACGUGGUGAACAUCUUCACCUCGGGACGGAACACCUUCUUCCUGACACCGGUGCAGUGGCUGGCCAGGGAGGGAAGCAUGUUCGUGGCCCUCAGCGCCUCCACCUUCAGCCUCCUGGCCAUCGGGAUCGAGAGGCACAUGACGAUGGUGCGUCUGCGGCCCUGUGAGACAGCAGGCAGAGGCAGACUGCUGGCGCUGCUGGCGGCCUGCUGGCUGGUGUCAGUGCUGCUCAGCGCCCUGCCGAGCCUCGGCUGGAACUGCCUGAACAAUCUGGCCUCCUGCUCCACGGUGCUGCCGCUCUACGCUAAGAGUUACGUUGCCUUCUGCAUCAGCGUGUUCAGCGCCCUGCUGGUGGCCAUCAUCAUCCUCUACAUCAGGAUCUACCGCCUGGUGACCUCCAGCGGCCGCCGGGUGAGCAGCCGGCCUUCGGAGCGCUCGCUGGCCCUGCUGCGGACUGUGGUUAUUGUUCUUGGAUUGUUUGUCAUGUGCUGGGCCCCGCUGUUCCUCCUGCUCCUGCUGGAUGUCGGCUGCAGCCCGGAUAAGUGCCCUGUGCUCUACCAGGUGGACUGGUUCAUCGCCCUGGCCGUGCUCAACUCUGCCCUCAACCCUCUGAUCUACACUCUGUCCAGCAGGGAGAUGCGAGCCGCCUUCUUCCGGCUGCUGUGCUGCUGUCAGACCAGCAUGGAGCCCACUGGGACCCCCGUGGUCGGAAACCCUCACCUCGGCACCAUCAUCCCCACAGCGGAAAACAGCAAGACCAGCCUGGGCGGAGGGGGAGGCAGCGGGGCGGGCAAGUCCACGCUGAGCAGAGGGAAAGUUCCCACACCUGUGAACCCUGACAGCAAGCAUGGAGACCCGUCUGCCACCGCUGUGACCCACCCCUCUGGGCCUGCAGACCUGCUCUCGGCUGUGCUCGUGAAGGCAGGAGCUCUGCAGCCCCUCAGCAAGUUCUGAGUGGAAGCACCUGAACGUGGCCUUAGAGUCACACGGAUCAGUCCGACUAUCAGCCACUCUGUGCCCUACAGCUCGUGGAGCUGGAUCAGUGACACGUUGAUAAAAUUACUCAGAAGUUCAGAUGGAAGCAAAUGAAUCCAGACUGAAGAUGAAUGCAGAUCAUUUAAAGCCACUAUUUACAGCAAUAACUUUAUUUCCAACACGAGAGAGAGACUGAAUGUGUUUGUGUCCCACCAGGAUAGACGUCAGCAUUUAAAACUAUGAAAUACGACAGGACGAGUUCAUGGAUGGGUUCAGUCAACGUCUGAGAAACUACACUGUAAAAAAUAAUGUUUGGGAGCAAAACAAAUAGUUUGCAUCAAUCAAACAACUUCUAAUGAAACUAAGUUGAACCACGAGAUCACAGUGAGUUGGGAAACGAGCCUUUUCUCUACACUCAGAGGUAUUUCUAAUUAGCAGACUCAACUGUCUGAAAUGAUCCCGACAGAAAAAUUAAGUUUCAUUAAGUUACCUCAACCUGAAUUUAGUUGUAAAUCAACUGAAUCUGAGUUUAAAUGACGCACAACAUGAUCCCAUCAAAACAGUGUUUUAACUUCAAAGGUUUGUCUAAAUCAAUAAAUUGGAUUUUUAUCUUUAAUCCUGUAGAACGCUGUGGGGGUGAAGGUGUAGUCAGACGACGUGACGUUAUCAGUGUUGUGUCUGUAAAUACGUUCAUUUCUUUAUUUUGUCAUUUUAGGCAGAAACGAUCAAAUUGUGGCACUUUUUCUUUUGCAUGUGCGAUACGCAGGACUUUGUUUUAAACGCCUGCAUUUUCCACCACGACCUGAUCUGGUAGACGAUUUAUUUUCUGUGAAAACAUUUGCCACCUUAUGACUGUAAACUGGUAUAUUUUUUUGCUUUGUGUGCAUAAAAACCAUCACGGUACUAGGACCUUUAUUAGUGACUGUAUUACUGAUUAUUUGGAUUGCACUGUGAGAGAAAAAACAAGACUGAAAGUUUAUUGUAAGACUAGCGGCCUCCAGAGGCUGUGAUGCUCAUGACACACCAGAGGACGGCGGUUAGAUCAAAGCUACACUGCAUCAGUAGAUUCUUACCACUAGCGGGCAAGAAUGUAAAGUUUGUCCUGCUGGUGGAGCUGCAGAUAGAACUGAUUGGCCUUCGGGUCCUUUCUUUUGGACUCUGGGCUCUUCGUUACCACUCCUGGUUCAUGUUUCAUCAGUCUGAGCUCUACCUUGUCAGCUGCACUGUGAGCUGAACCUGCAUGGCUAAUAACUCCACUCAUGAAGAUAUUUGCUUCUCAUCAGCACAUCUAGAAACCACUCACACGUCAGCUAACCACUAGUGAAUACGAGUGUUGGAUGUGAAUUAUUUAAUGGCGGUAGACUGUAAUUGACGUUUCUGCCGGGGGUGAUGUAGGACCUGAUACCAUUAUAUCGCUAAUAAAACUCUAUUCCCGUUCA
Stegastes partitus (bicolor damselfish) is the source of this 3566-nucleotide messenger RNA. It is a transcript of the gene s1pr3a, whose product is annotated as sphingosine-1-phosphate receptor 3a. NCBI's taxonomy places the organism in Eukaryota, Metazoa, Chordata, Actinopteri, Pomacentridae. The transcript has 2 exons. The record is from RefSeq and is a predicted model, not a curated record. Gene Ontology annotation, biological process: G protein-coupled receptor signaling pathway. Gene Ontology annotation, molecular function: sphingosine-1-phosphate receptor activity. Bases 907 to 2106 code for a protein of 399 amino acids. Gene Ontology annotation, cellular component: membrane.